Camelina sativa (false flax) is the source of this 1256-nucleotide messenger RNA. NCBI's taxonomy places the organism in Eukaryota, Viridiplantae, Streptophyta, Magnoliopsida, Brassicales, Brassicaceae. The record is from RefSeq and is a predicted model, not a curated record.
CGAUUCCGAUCUCACCCUCAUCGAUCCGAAGGAGUAUUUUGAGAUUACAUGGGCAAGUUUAAGGUCAAUGGUGGAGCCAUCUUUUGCUGAAAGAUCAGUGAUAAACCACAAGAAGUAUUUACAAAACGGUCGUGUUGUGACUUCUCCAGCUGUUAAUAUCACAGACACUGAUGUUGUUACCGCUGAUGGGCUUGUCUUUGGUUAUGAUUACCUUGUCAUUGCUACUGGUCACAAUGAUGUGCUUCCCAAAACUAGGCAAGAGAAGCUUUCUCAAUACCAAGCAGAGUAUGAGAAGAUCAAGUCCUCUGAGUCGAUUCUGAUUGUUGGUGGAGGCCCGUCGGGUGUGGAGCUUGCUGCGGAAAUAGCUGUUGAUUUCCCAGAGAAGAAGGUUACUAUUGUACACAAUGGACCGAGAUUGCUGGAGUUUGUUGGCCAAAAAGCUGCAGACAAGGCAUUGGAUUGGAUGAAAUCCAAGAGAGUUGAAGUGCUAUUGAACCAAAGGGUUGAUUUGAAAUCAGCUUCGGACGGAAAUAAAACAUACAAAACAUCAGGAGGUGAAACGAUACACGCAGAUUGCCACUUCCUUUGCAUUGGAAAACCUUUGUCUUCAGAAUGGCUUAAGGGAACUCUUCUGAAAGAUAACUUGGAUGGCAAAGGAAGGCUGAUGGUUGAUGAGUACUUGAGAGUUAAGGGUCGCAAGAAUGUAUUCGCAAUUGGUGAUAUUACUGAUGUCCCGGAGAUGAAACAAGGCUACAUUGCUGAGAAACACGCCUCUGUGGCUACAAAGAACAUAAAGCUGUUGAUGUCUGGUGGGAACGAGAAGAAGAUGUCGAGUUACAAGCCUGGUCCAGAUAUUGCCAUAAUAUCUUUAGGAAGAAAGGAAUCAGUGGCUCAGUUCCCAUUCUUGACAAUCUCGGGUUGCGUUCCUGGUUUGAUCAAAUCCAAGGAUCUGUUUGUGGGGAAGACGAGGAAGGCGAGAGGGUUGGAUCCUAAUGUUGUGGAGCCUUGAAAGAUUGUGUUUAUCAGUUUUAAGUUUCUUCAUGAGAUUCUUGUGCAGACGCUUUGGUCUUCUUUUUCAUUUCAUGUUUGCUGUGUGUUGAUUUGGUUUAGUCCUUUUUUCUUGGUUUUCACAGGAGAGGGUUUUGGUGUGAUUUUGUGUCGUAUACUGAAUUUGUGCAUCUUAAUUUGGCCACACUACUUUGUAUCAGUGAUACUACAGAGUACAAAUUGAUAAAGCAUUCAAGAAAAUGAGACUA